AUGGCAGACCACACGCCCGGAGGAAGCAAGGACAAGGAAGUGGGUAGGGCCAGCAGCGGAGUGUCGGCGAAAUCAACAACGGACCCCAUCCUGCGCAAUGCGUUGCGGUACACCAUUUCGGCCAGGGAGUACGAGACGCUGCAUAGGUAUAUCCUGUCCAGGUCGAAGGUGCUGAAGAGGGCUACGCCGAGUGUAGCGCGGGUGGAGCGGUUGGAGACUCAGCUGAGGGGAGGUGUUGGGGCGAGUGGGAGUCCUACCGGUACUGGAGAGGGAGGGCACGUCGCUGUCGGCGUGGGUGGGGGAGGCUUCGGCGCGGAUUACAAUGCUGCUGCUGUGAGGGCUAGUGUGAGGCUCUUUGUGGCCAGUAAUGCUGCGUUGAAGGUCUGGGGGUUGAUUGCUGAGCGGGUGCUGGGGAGAGUGAGGGACGUGAGGUCCAAGAAUCCCCCCUUCUACCGCUCCCCCAACUUCCGGCUCUCCCUCUCCCUCAGCACAAUCCUGCUCCUUCAUAGACUCCUCUUCCGCUUCUUCACGCGCCUACGACUGCAUCUCCUCACUCCCGAAGCGCGUCCCUUCCGCGAGCGCAAUAAACGCACCUCCAAGACCCUCACAUCUUCCCUCGCUCCGGCGAUCGGUGCCAGUUUGGCCGGCUUCGCAUUGGCAAUCAACCCGGCUGAGCAGCUCCGAGUUACCAUUGCCAUUUACGCGCUCUGUAGAGCGGGGGAAUUUGGAUACAGACUUGCCGAGAGCGAGGGGUGGAUAUGGAAGAAGGGGGUAAAUGGACAGGGGUUGGAGAGGCCGUGGUGGUGGGGUAGUUGGCUGUUGUUUCCGCUUACGAGUGGACAGCUGCUUCAUGCCUUUGUUUUUGACCGGGACUGUUUUCCGAAGGCAUACGGAGACUUCAUCAUGAAGUACUCGCCGACAUACGCACAUUCCCGACCAGACGACUAUCCGAAGAAUCUACCCUGGCCAGGUCAAUACCAGAUGGUCGACUCGCUUGCCGAGAUGGCGAAACUCAGAUACCCCAAAUUCAUCUCCCCAAUCCUGUUCCCAAACACCAGCACUCUCCCCCCAAGCCUCUCCGCCAUCUCUCCUAUAGCAUCCCCAGCGCACCCUCUCAUAACCUCACUCACAUGCGCAACUCUCCACCCCACCGACCCAUCCUGCAUGAGGACAUACGUCUCCCACUACUUAACCACAAUCCCACCUCUCGCCCGGUUUUUCACCCUUAUAUUCUCCCUCCUCUCCCUCCCAGCUUACAAACGCUUCUACAACUCCCCACUUACGUCUCUUAACUCCCUCGCCUCCCGUAUCCUCCGCUAUUCUCUCUUCACAUCGGGCAGUAUUGGGACUUCCUGGGCCGCAAUCUGCUUCUUCCAGCAAUACUUCCCUUCCAAGCUCCUCUCCACCCAGCGUUUCUUCCUCGGAGGCAUGCUCGGUGGCCUGUGGGGCUUCGUAGUCAGGAGAGAAGCGAAAGGCGAGUUCAUGUACGCGCUCCGGGCGAGCAUCGACAGCGCGUGGAAGGUUGGCAAGAAGAGGGGGUGGUGGAGUGGGGUCCGGGGCGGCGACGUGUGGAUCUUCGUGACGAGUCUGAUGGUUAUCAAUGCAGUCUUUGAGAGGGACAGCGGGGCUGUGGAUUCCGGCGUUAUGCGGAGGUGUCUUACCUUUCUCCGAGGAGAGGGGCUCAUUGAUAGAUAUGGAGAGGAAAAGAAGAGGAUUCAAGAGGAGGAGAAGAGGAAGAUGCUGUGA
This is a messenger RNA of Drepanopeziza brunnea f. sp. 'multigermtubi' MB_m1, 1746 nucleotides long. RefSeq lists its product as uncharacterized. The record is from RefSeq and is a predicted model, not a curated record. Lineage: Eukaryota; Fungi; Ascomycota; Leotiomycetes; Helotiales; Drepanopezizaceae.